CGCAGCACCUUUGUCAGAGAGGUCCAAUUCCUUUUACUCCUAAAAACUAAAAAUAUCUCUGAACUUUCCCCCUAAAAGAGGACUCUCUGUUUUCCAGCGGAAUAUUCAAACUAUUUUGGAAAGUCUUUUUUCCUUAAUAAAGUGUCUGUGUUAUUUGAGGAAGAAGAAGAAGAAGAAAGCAUCACUUUUAAAGAUGCUCUGCGUCUUUUCCCGCUGAGUCUGUGAAGUGAGCGCGGCGGUGCGGACACCUCCACAGCCUUCAGCACAGCCAGGGCGACAGCAGAGGGCUCAUUGGAGAGGGAGCCGGUCAGUGUGUGAGCGAUGGCUGGAUGUUGUGUGUCGGCGGAGGAGAGGGAGAACCAGAGGAUCAAUGAGGAGAUCGAGAAGCAGCUGCGCAGAGACAAGAAGGACUCUCGCAGGGAGCUGAAGCUGCUGCUGUUGGGUACUGGAGAGAGUGGAAAGAGCACCUUCAUCAAACAGAUGAGGAUUAUCCACGGAGGAGGAUACACAGAUGAGGAUAAGAGGAGCUACGCCAAACUGGUCUACCAGAACAUCGUCACAUCCAUGCAGGCCAUGACCCGAGCCAUGGAGACACUUAGCAUAUCUUUCGCUGAUCCCCAGAACCAGAGCCAUGCAAACUUAGUCCUGGAGGUGGAGGUGGAUAAGGUGGAGGAGUUAGAUUCAAGCCUUUCGGCAGCCAUCAGAAGUCUGUGGGACGAUGCAGGAAUACAGGAAUGCUACGACAGACGCAGGGAAUACCAGCUGUCCGACUCCACCAAAUACUAUCUCACCGACCUGGAUCGAAUUUCACAGCCCUCCUAUAUACCUGACCUGCAGGAUAUCCUCAGAGUCCGAGUGCCGACCACGGGUAUCAUCGAGUACCCCUUUGACAUGGAGAACGUCAUCUUCAGGAUGGUGGAUGUGGGGGGUCAGAGGUCAGAGAGGAGGAAGUGGAUCCACUGCUUUGAGAACGUCACCUCCAUCAUCUUUCUGGUGGCGCUCAGCGAGUACGACCAGGUCCUGGCUGAGUGCGACAACGAGAACCGUAUGGAGGAGAGCAAGGCCCUGUUCAAAACCAUCAUAACCUACCCCUGGUUCCAGCGCUCCUCUGUCAUCCUCUUCCUCAACAAGACCGACAUCCUCCAAGAGAAGAUCAUGUACUCUCAUGUAGCCACCUACUUCCCUGAAUUCACAGGACCUCAGCAGGAUCCUGUAGCAGCUCAAGAAUUCAUCCUGAAAAUGUACCAAGAACAAAACCCGGACAAGGGCAAGACGCUGUACCCUCACUUUACCUGCGCCACAGACACGGAAAACAUCCGCUUCGUCUUUGUGGCCGUAAAAGACACCAUCCUCAGACACAACCUGAAGGAGUUCAAUCUGGUGUGAAGAGGAGCAGGAGGAGGAGGACAGACAUGAGGAGAGCUGAGAUAGGAUGGAGAAUUACAUGAAACAAAACUUCACAGUGCUGUCUAAACAGAGAACAAUUAGAUCCACUGAGAAUAUUUAUGAUUUAUUUAAUCCAAAGGUUUAAAUAUUUUCACUUUUCAACUUUGGUGCCUGUAAAAAUCCAGCCAAAGAGAAUAUGAACAUGUAACAUGUCCAAACUUCUGUUUCUGUAGGUCAUUGUGUCUGAAAUGCUGUUUUGUGUAUUUUGUUUUGUAUACUUUAGUUUUUAUUCCAGCCUUUUUAGAUAUGUGCUCUAAGAAAAUGAUACUUUGCAGUAGAAGUAAGAAUGUAAUAGCACUGACCUUUUGUGUGGACUACUUGUUUUAUUACCUUUUACAAUGUAUUAGAAAUAGGAUCCAAGUAUGCAUUUUCUGCUCAUGUCAUAGGUGUUUUGUGAUUUAAUGUUGUGAAGAUUUUUUUCGCCAUUGUUUUUAACACUGAGCCACGGGUGUGUGCUUUUGCCUCCAAGUGCCUUGUUGACUCAAGACAGCCACUGACUUUGUUUAGAUGUAAAUAAUUCAAGUUGCUUUUUGACAAACUCUACUCAGCUGUUUCUUCUCAGGAGAACUGGGUAUCAUUAUAUUUAUGGUCAUUUUCAAUAAACAAUUAUAGUUACCUAA
Molecule: messenger RNA, 2066 nt
Organism: Epinephelus moara (kelp grouper)
Lineage: Eukaryota; Metazoa; Chordata; Actinopteri; Perciformes; Serranidae
Product: guanine nucleotide-binding protein subunit alpha-14-like
Exons: 7
Coding region: 322-1386 (354 amino acids)
Biological process (GO): adenylate cyclase-modulating G protein-coupled receptor signaling pathway; action potential; phospholipase C-activating dopamine receptor signaling pathway
Cellular component (GO): heterotrimeric G-protein complex
Molecular function (GO): GTPase activity; G protein-coupled receptor binding; G-protein beta/gamma-subunit complex binding
Source: RefSeq, a predicted model, not a curated record